Messenger RNA from Lactuca virosa, 309 nucleotides. Lineage: Eukaryota; Viridiplantae; Streptophyta; Magnoliopsida; Asterales; Asteraceae. The record is from the annotation of a GenBank genome assembly.
AUGGGGGAGAUUAGUGUAUACGUUGAUCACCACAAUGAACCUCUAUUUGACUGGAUUGACGAACAGAAAGCAGAAGAAGGUAUUGAUAGUGAAAGCUCUGAUGAAGAUAUAGAUUCAGUCAUGUCUGAUGCUCUAUCUGUUCAUCUUGAACUCGAUGAAGAGGUAGUACAACCGACUCUCACUGGUGAUCCUUUUCUCAGCCAUAUUAGUGUUAUCCCUAGAGAUGAUGUUGUUGAUGUGGAUGACGAUUCAGAUAAUGGAAACAAACAAGUCCCGAUUUUUCAUUUUCAUGAACCAAAUCAAAAGUAG